AUGGCGGCGCCGGUGAUGUCAGUGGAGGAGAUGCUGGAGUGUCUGAGGAGAGAGGCGGAGGUGCGGGGGCCUGGCUGGCUGCAGGAGCAGGUGGUCACGGUGGAUGCGGGACCAGGAACGGUGGACCGGCCCGGGCCUUCCUACAGCGGGCGGUCCACUCUGCUUCAUGAUGGGAUCCGGGUGCCUCGGGCUGCAUUGGAUGGAGGGGAAUACCCGUGCAGGCCCAGGGAAGAUCAAGGCGGAGAUGAAAAGUGUCCCCUCGUCGUCGCAGACGCCGCGUUUCCGGCUCGUGGGUCUUCCAGCGUGGUCCAGAGGGUCGUGCAGGUGGUCCAGGAGGAGCAGCCGUCGACAUCCAGGAGCUACGCCGGUAAAGUGUCGGUGCGACGGGAGUCUGGAUCAGCGGCAGCGGGAGUCACAGCACCCGUGGUGCCUGGUGUGGCGGCGGCCUUGGUGUGGAUCUUGGGUCACUCCUAUGCUUUUUGGGGGGCGAUCAGAGAGGAUGUGCGGCCGUGUGGGCGCCAGUUGGGUUUUAGUCCGGAGUUAGCGACGGUCAGCACCGAAGAUAAGAUGUAUGCUUGCUUACAGAAUAAGCUAAUCUAUUUUUUGGGAGACUCAACAGCGCGACAAUGGUUUGAAUAUUUGGUAAAAACACUAAAAGAAUUCAAGAACUUUGAUCUCCACCGUGCUGGUCUGUAUUCAAAGUUUUUUGCAGCAAAUGAUAAAAGGAAUACACUGCUGUUCUUUAAGAAGCAUAGUCACCCUUUUGUUACAACACGUGCCUAUGUUGUUAAAGAUGACUCUUACAUGAGUGAUGAGAUUGAUCACAUAGAAGGAGGUCCACACCAUGUGCUUGUCCUCUCAAUUGGGCAACACUUCAGGCUCUUCCCAAUUCAGCUCUUCAUCAGGAGAGUUUUCAAUGUGCACAGAGCUGUGGAAAGACUCUUCAUAAGGAGUCCAGAUACAAAGGUCAUCAUCAGAACUGAGAACACCAGAGAAAUCCGGGAUGCAGAGAGAUUGAGCGACUUUCACGGCUACAUCCAAUACCUGAUUGUUAAGGAAGUCUUCAAAGAUCUUCCCAUUGCUACAGUUGAUGCAUGGGAUAUGACAACUGCCUUCAAUACAGAUAACGUCCAUCCACCGGUGACUGUAGUCAGGAACCAGAUAUACAUGUUCUUGUCAUAUAUUUGUUCUUAACAUAUUUAAAGGGUAUCUGUCAACAGAUUUGUACCUAUGAAACAGUCUGAAAAGUUACAUGUGCACUUAGUAGCUGAAGGCAUCUAUGUUGGUCCCAUGUUCAUAUGCUUUAUUACAUGCAAAUGAGCAUCUAGGAGCAAUAGAGGUGCUAUUGUUAUACCUAAAGGCUCCACUUCCUCUGUAAAUGCUGCGGCCCUGCACUCUGAUUGACAGGACCAGACGUGAUCAAGUUUACACUACUUGGCCCUUCCAAACUUGACUCCUUUUACAAGUAUACGGUACAAAGUAAAUAUAGAGUCAUUAAAAAUUUUCUGUAGUUUCCAACGUAAUCACUCACAACCAAAGGCCCAGAAUGUGAUGUUUAUAGUUUCGUGCCCAGGGAUCUUCUUCAGCUUACUGGUCAAGCAUGCUCAGUUCCAGCACUAGGAGAUAUAGGAGGGUGUAACUGGGAACUAAUGUGAGAGGCUCAGCAGCAAGGGAGCACAGUAUGAAAUGCAAAGUGCGGGAGAGACUGACUCUUCAGGUGCCAUCAGAAUAUAUGGUAUGUCAGCAGUGGAUGAUGGUAACUGUAGUCUGCAACCCAUAUGGGAUGUAGCUACAGACAAGACCACUCUUGCUGCACUGGGAAGGAGACCCAUUAUGCUGCACCUCAGGCCUUCACUAUAGCUUCCCUCUAGUCCCUUCAGAACUGGCUAAUAUUACAGUGGAACUGACUGCUCCCUGCUAUCCGGUUCAUUGGGUUUGAGCUCGGCACCACUCAUUCCUCUCUGACUCCCCUCAGACGGAUAUUAUCGCCAUAGCAUACUCCCCCCACAGUCAACUCUAGUAAGGAUGAUGGCACAUUCUGUCUAUACCGCUUCAGCAUUAUCCUACACAGAACACUGCAAACCACCCUCCCUAGUUGUUUACAAGUGGAUGCUCCAUUAGCUCUACUG
Bufo gargarizans (Asiatic toad) is the source of this 2129-nucleotide messenger RNA. RefSeq names its product NXPE family member 1-like. The transcript has 5 exons. The record is from RefSeq and is a predicted model, not a curated record. Lineage: Eukaryota; Metazoa; Chordata; Amphibia; Anura; Bufonidae. Bases 1 to 1194 code for a protein of 397 amino acids.